This is a messenger RNA of Fukomys damarensis (Damara mole-rat), 975 nucleotides long. RefSeq names its product putative olfactory receptor 52P1. NCBI's taxonomy places the organism in Eukaryota, Metazoa, Chordata, Mammalia, Rodentia, Bathyergidae. Bases 1 to 975 code for a protein of 324 amino acids. The transcript has a single exon. Gene Ontology annotation, molecular function: olfactory receptor activity; G protein-coupled receptor activity. Gene Ontology annotation, biological process: G protein-coupled receptor signaling pathway. The record is from RefSeq and is a predicted model, not a curated record. Gene Ontology annotation, cellular component: membrane.
AUGACCACUUGCAAUGGCACCGGCCGCCCCUCUUUCUUCAUUCUCCAAGGCAUCCCUGGGAUGGAAGACAAACACAGGUGGAUCUCUGUCCCCUUCUCUUCCAUGUACUUCAUCACCGUGCUGGGGAACCUCACCAUCCUCUUCACCAUCUCCACGGAGCGCUCCCUGCAUAAGCCCAUGUUCCUGCUCCUCUGCUUGCUGGCCCUGACGGACCUGGGCAUGUCCACAACCACGGUUCCUAAGGCACUGUGCAUCUUCUGGCUCGGCCAGAGUGAGAUCAGCUAUGAAGGGUGUCUGGUCCAGCUGUUCUUCAUUCAUUCCAUUUCUGCCAUGCAGUCAGCUGUCCUGACCUCCAUGGCCUUUGACCGCUACGUGGCCAUCUGCAAGCCCCUGCACUAUGCCACCAUCCUUUCCAACAGCCGCAUUGGGCUCCUCAGCCUCGUCAGCUUGGUGAGAGCCAUCCUCUUUGUUCUUCCCAUGCCCAUCCUCCUCCAGCACAAGCCCUUUCAUGCCAACCGUGCCAUCCAAGCCACUUACUGUGAGCAUAUGGCUGUGGUGAAGAUGGUGUGUGUGGACACCACAGUCAACCGGAUGUACGGCCUGGUGGUGGCUCUGCUGGUUGUUGCGCUGGACAUCUCAGCCAUUGCUUCGUCUUAUGUGCUAAUCAUCCAGGCUAUAAUGCGUCUCUCUUCAAAAGAAGCCCACCACAAAGCUGUCAAUACCUGCACCACACAUAUCUGUGUCAUGCUGAUCUCUUACACUCCCUCACUUUUCUCUUUUCUCACUCACCGCUUUGGCCGAGGCAUUCCAGCCCACGUCCACACGAUUCUUGGCAACCUCUAUUUUCUUGUACCUCCAAUGCUCAAUCCUAUUAUUUAUGCUGUAAAAACAAAGGAAUUUUGGAACAAAGUGACCAAAUAUGGUUUCUGCAUGAAGGGGCUCAUGAGCAUUUCCCAUAGUCAGAAACUUGUUUGA